Messenger RNA from Zonotrichia leucophrys gambelii, 2027 nucleotides. RefSeq names its product Scm polycomb group protein like 4 (gene SCML4). NCBI's taxonomy places the organism in Eukaryota, Metazoa, Chordata, Aves, Passeriformes, Passerellidae. The transcript is spliced from 9 exons. Gene Ontology annotation, cellular component: nucleus. Gene Ontology annotation, molecular function: chromatin binding; histone binding. Bases 164 to 1435 code for a protein of 423 amino acids. Gene Ontology annotation, biological process: negative regulation of DNA-templated transcription. The record is from RefSeq and is a predicted model, not a curated record.
UGGAGAGCUGAGCUGCUGGAGACUUACACUAUGCUAAAAGACAGGGAGAAGAUGGCUUUUGCUGGGUCCUUGUGACUGUGCUGAAAGUCCUCUGUCCUUUGGGUCCCAAUGCCCAGGCUCUCUAAAGACUCUGCUCAGUAUCUUAGCCUAAGAAAUAGGGCAGAUGAGCCAGCCACCAUGCCUGGACCCCAGCCUGGCUGCUGGGGAGAUGCAGUCCCCCAGGAUGGCAGGGAAGAAGCGAGGGCGGCCCCCGCUCCAGCCAGCACCCAUCAAAAUGGCUGUUCACAACCUCUUCUCAGCACCUGCCAGUGCUCUGCCAGGCAUGAAGAUCCCAAAGAAGAGAGGGAGAAAACCUGGGCACAAGCUGAAAUCUCGUGUCCUGAUGACUCCUUUAGCAAUCUCUCCGCCGAGGAGCACGCCGGAGCCGGAUAUCAGCUCAAUCCCCCAGGAUGCAGCCACGGUACCCGACUCAGACCCCCCCCAGGCUCUCACAGUCUGCAUUUAUGUCAACAAGCAAGCGAACCUGGGGCCGUACCUGGACAGGAGAAAGGUGCAGCAGCUGCCGGAGCACUUUGGCCCCGAGAGGCCGUCGGCAGCCCUGCAGCAGGCAGUGCAAGCCUGCAUCGACUGUGCCCUCCAGCAAAAGGUGGUCUUCUCCCUCCUCAGGCAGGGCUACGGGGGAGAGAUGGUGUCAGUUUCAGCUUCUUUUGAGGGGAAGCAACAUCUCCAGAGCCUGCUCGUAGUGAACAGCAUUGGGUACGUGCUGCGCUUCCUGAAGAAGCUGUGUCGCAGCCUGCUGUGUGACAAUCUCUUCAGCAACCAGCCCUUCCAGCAGCUCAGUGCCAGCACAGAGAGCCCCGGGGGCUGUGAAAGCACACGGAUGGAGGCAGAGACGGUCAUACCUGAGGACUGCCUGGCCGAUGCUCCAAGCAGGAAGCAGUUCAGUGCGGAUCCUGCCGACACCGCCCUGGGCUCCGCGGGCUCCCUGUACACCGUGCGCCAGAGUCCUGCAGACGGACACCCUGCUGGAGGCUCCUCUUCCUCCUGCACCCAUCGUCCUGCCCACAUGGCUGCAGGGGGCUCCUCAGCUACUGGGCUGCGGCACCAGACCUCCAGCCCGACCAGGAAUGGGGCUUAUCUUGAAGGAAACCACCAAAGAAGUGCCUCAAGUCCUUCACCUGACCGACAAGAUGCAGCUCGGCCAUCAAGCAAGAAUCCUUUGACCUGGACGGUGGAGGAUGUGGUGUGGUUUGUGAAGGAUGCAGACCCUCAAGCUUUAGGCCCUCACGUGGAGCUCUUCAGAAAACACGAAAUUGAUGGCAACGCUUUGUUACUGCUGAAAAGCGACAUGAUCAUGAAAUACCUGGGGCUGAAAUUGGGACCAGCACUGAAACUCUGUUACCACAUUGAUAAGCUCAAGCAAGCUAAGUUCUAAUAAUUUCUUGAACAACAGAAUCUGAGCUAAAUCUAGAUGGAAGACUAAAGAAGUGGGAAAUCAAAACCAAACACAGCUGCAGCAUAUGCAUAGGACUGCUGGAAGACAAACCAAGAGUCCCUCGCUUGCCGCCUCUGAGGAGUAAUCGCUGACCUGCCUUGCCUGGGCACCAGCUCCACUCUCCAUGCUCUACCCUAAAAAGGGCUGGAAAAGUGCAGCCUUUGGUCACCUUUUGUCCGAUGGAAACUGCCCCGUGUCUUGCACUAUCCGCAAAACUUGAACUAUUCACUUAAAAAGGAACAAGAACAAAGAAAAGGGGGGGAGAAAAAAGAAGAAGAAAUAAUUUUAGAAAGAGGGAGGGGAAGGCUUUUUCCCCAGCCGAAGAACUUUAUCCCGCUAGAGGGAGCAGCCCUAGCAGGCUUGAGCUCUGAUGCUGCGGUGCUCUGAGUCUGAUGGGCUUCGACCGCCUUGACUCCUAUCGAGCCCGUCCGUAAACACCGCCCAGGAAUCGCGGGCUCCCAGCGGGAUGCUCCUGCCGCCGUUUGCAGAUAAUCCAUUCAAGAGGAGCCUCAACGCAGGGAGCGUUUGUGGC